This is a messenger RNA of Cynoglossus semilaevis (tongue sole), 1838 nucleotides long. It is a transcript of the gene prkaa2, whose product is annotated as protein kinase, AMP-activated, alpha 2 catalytic subunit. Gene Ontology annotation, cellular component: cytoplasm. Gene Ontology annotation, biological process: intracellular signal transduction; protein phosphorylation. Lineage: Eukaryota; Metazoa; Chordata; Actinopteri; Pleuronectiformes; Cynoglossidae. Gene Ontology annotation, molecular function: ATP binding; protein serine/threonine kinase activity. The transcript has 9 exons. The record is from RefSeq and is a predicted model, not a curated record. Bases 351 to 1781 code for a protein of 476 amino acids.
UGACGACGAAAAUGACGGUGCAAGUUUUUUUCUUUUCAUGAGAUGCAAAUCUUAACAUGAUACCGAAUCAGAUACGAAGCCAGGUCACUGUGGAUGCCUUCUUUAAAGGAAACUUACCGAUUUUAAGGGCAAAUUUUAUGAUAUUUCCAAAAUAUGAAAUUAACUGACGAAGUUACGUGUUUUAAUAUUUCCCUUAAAAUUAGUAUUUGACUAAAGGUAGUCGAGUUGAUAAAAAAAGACCCUCCUUUCUGUUAAGAAGUAAACUGGACCGCCCCUCCCGCACGACCCAACAGGCGGCUGCCGGCAACACAAACACACCUCAGCAAACCCAGCCGUUGGUAACGGCGAAGAUGGCAGAGCGGCAACAACAGAAACAUGAAGGCAGGGUAAAGAUUGGACAUUACAUCCUUGGCGACACGCUCGGAGUGGGCACAUUCGGGAAAGUUAAGAUUGGAGAGCAUCAGCUGACAGGCCAUAAAGUGGCUGUAAAGAUCCUAAACAGACAGAAGAUCCGCAGUCUGGAUGUUGUCGGGAAGAUCAAACGAGAGAUUCAGAACCUCAAACUGUUCAGACACCCGCACAUCAUCAAGCUGUAUCAGGUGAUAAGUACACCGACAGAUUUCUUCAUGGUUAUGGAAUACGUGUCAGGAGGUGAACUAUUCGACUACAUAUGCAAGCAUGGACGGGUAGAGGACACUGAAGCUCGCCGUCUUUUCCAGCAAAUCAUCUCAGCUGUAGACUACUGCCACAGGCACAUGGUGGUUCACAGAGACCUCAAACCUGAAAAUGUCCUGCUGGAUGCCAAUAGGAAUGCCAAGAUUGCAGAUUUUGGUCUGUCAAACAUGAUGUCAGAUGGUGAGUUUUUGCGGACCAGCUGUGGCUCACCAAACUAUGCAGCUCCAGAGGUCAUCUCAGGAAGGCUGUAUGCAGGCCCAGAGGUGGACAUCUGGAGCUGUGGUGUGAUCCUGUACGCUCUGCUCUGUGGGACUCUGCCUUUUGAUGAUGAGCAUGUCCCCACACUCUUUAAAAAGAUUAGAGGGGGCGUCUUUUACAUCCCAGAGUACCUGACCCGUUCUGUGGCUUCGCUGCUGAUGCACAUGCUACAGGUGGACCCCCUUAAGAGAGCCACCAUCAAAGAUAUCAGGGAACAUGAAUGGUUUAGGCAGGACCUGCCGUGUUACCUGUUCCCUGAGGACCCUUCGUAUGACGCUACAGUGGUGGAUGAGGAAGCAGUCAAAGAAGUGUGUGAGAAGUUUGAGUGCACCGAGCCUGAGGUCAUCUCCAGUCUUUACAGUGGAGAUCCACAGGAUCAGUUAGCAGUGGCCUAUCACCUUAUCAUAGACAACCGACGCAUCAUGACCCAGGCCAGUGAGUUCUACUUGGCCUCCAGUCCGCCCCAGGGUUCAUUUAUAGAGGAAGGAAUGCCACUGCCCCCUGGGGUAAAACCCCACCCAGAAAGGAUGCCACCACUCCUGGCAGAUAGCCCUAAAUCACGGUGUCCCCUGGAUGCUCUAAACACCACCCGACCCAAACCUCUGGCAGUGAAAAAGGCCAAGUGGCAUCUGGGUAUAAGGAGUCAGAGCAGACCCUAUGACAUCAUGGCUGAAGUGUACAGGGCUAUGAAACAGCUCAAUUUUGACUGGAAGGUGGUGAAUCCAUACUAUCUUCGAGUGCGAAGGAAGAAUCCGGUGACGGGAAACCUGGUGAAAAUGAGCCUUCAACUCUAUCAGGUAGACAACAGAUCGUACCUCCUGGACUUCAAGAGCAUCGACGGUGAGUGAUGUCACCUGUUCAGUCAAGAAAAGUUGAAUCAUUUGACCGUAUUCAUACAGCAGCGG